Molecule: messenger RNA, 3967 nt
Organism: Aplysia californica (California sea hare)
Lineage: Eukaryota; Metazoa; Mollusca; Gastropoda; Aplysiida; Aplysiidae
Exons: 2
Coding region: 842-3637 (931 amino acids)
Source: RefSeq, a predicted model, not a curated record
GCCAUUCAGACUUCUGAUGCUGGUCGUUUGACUUAUCAAGGCUGAGUAAUGAGUAGUGAAUACAAGGACGGCGAAGAGGGUGAAACGGUGAAAUAUCGACUCAACAUUACAAAGAAACUCACCGUCUGUUGAAACGACAAGUACCGUAUGUAAAAGAAGAGACAGGAAUGAGUGUUGAUCUGUACGCCACACUAUCUAAAGCUAAUGUAUAGUGUCAUAUAUGCGUUCGUAGUGAAUAAAGUGGAAGGAGUCAUAAGAAAGUAUACCACUUUUCUCUCUGUCUACCACGUUGCAGUUGUUGCUUUUCAGUGACUGAAUGUGUUUAUAAAAAGUUUUUACAAGUUUGCCACUACGUUUAAAAUAGGCGGAACUUUUCCCCAGGCAAUAUUAUCAAAAUGCCACCCUCAAAAUCUCUCGUCGAAUGUAUAACUGAGGAAGGGCAAGAUAUCUGAAGACUGGGAAAACGCAAAAAUUUCGUCUAAUCUAUCUGGGGGCUACUGAAGGGUUUUCGUCGGUGUAAUGCAAUUGAUUCUUAUUUAACAAAAGAACUAAAGAACAGAUAACCAAGAAUUGCCUUUUGUCUGUAAGGAAGGUUCAUGGUUCACGUGGGACAGGUUGCUGCGUACGUGCCUCAAAAACAAGCUGUUUGAGUCGGCGGUCAUAAAACAGAAGAAAAAAAUCGACCGGGAUUAGGCUCGUCGGUUACAGAAUACGACGCCGAGAAGGAAUUUACGAUCACUGGCACGGAAGAACAAAGAGAUCGAUAACAUCUGUCAUAAAACGUACUCACUCUCCACCUCCAGAUCAGACUCCAGUCACGUGCUUCGUUCGUGUCCCUGGGAUGGACAGACGGGGCGCGAGAAAGAGUUUAAAGGACGGGCAGGUUGUGAUCUGGUCCUCACACUCACACCGUCACAGCAUCGAGGAGUCGGACAUCACUCGCAGUGCGCGCCGCGCAGGAUCUCAGACAAGAUACUCAAAGGGAAGUUGGCAUCGUGGUGAUAUACAGUCUUCUUUUCAAAGCAAAACUUAUCAUGAUAAUAAUAACAUUACCUCUCACACUAAACCUUCAGAUAGAAGUUCUCAAGUCGAGACUUCAUACCUGAAGGCUUCUCCCAGUGUCGUUGAUUCAGAUCGCAAACUUUGCGCGAGGAAGGGACAAGACGUAGAGAAGAUAACAUCUCACGACCCGGGAUUUCUGUUGCCUCAAACGCAGUCAGAGAGAGAGACACCAAGACGUAACUUUGGUCCUCAGAAGCAAGGAGAGUUGAAAGAUGGAACUGUAUCCUCCGGGAACCCACGUCUCAAGUUACUCAACAGCCGAAGUUUGCGAUACCUCAGGGAUCUGGAUGGUCAAGCUAAUGAGACAGGUCACUCAGCUGUUGGAGCCGGACAUUGGAUAUCAUCGUCACGGAAUCGCACGGAUAACACCAAGAGUGGUUUAGGCAAAAUCAAAAGCCGCUUUGGAAAAUCCCGAAGUCAGACAGACAGGUUAGGAAAUAGUGCGGGCGUGUUCGGGAACCCUUUGGACCAAUUCCGGAAUCACAACCAAAAAUUCGAAAACCGUGUGAACAAACUUGGACUAACCGUCAUAGCACCGGUGGUGACGAAACGGAGAAUCUCUGAGCUGGCCACGAUACAGGAAGGCAAACUACACUCAGCGGCAGGGGGCGCUGCGGCUGAUGGUGACCACGUGACCUAUUAUUAUAGUAACACUGAGUCGUUAUCUAGACGACAGUUUGGGAAAACCUCCUGGAGGUCACCAAAAGUUGUAGAUCUGAGCCACAUCUCGGGGAUCGGGGGUGGACCCAGCAACGAGAGUAGAUCCGGUGCGAGGCAAUGGGAGGCAUCAGACCGAACGUCCAGGCUGGGUUCAGACUUGGAGGAAGAUCGAGAAACAAUUGCUGUAAAGCGUGCAAGAAAUGGGGGAAUUUCUUAUAAAGACAAAGCAAUGUCUAAAAAACUGAGGAACCAGAAAAAAUAUUAUACAGAUGAUUUGAAUACACAAAGCCACAGUUCUGUUUCACGAAACAGAGAAAUGAACAGGGAAAACAUGGCGGAAACACCUUCGGAGGAUGGCGGUCUUCUCAUGAAGAGCACGGAAAGGCAUCGUGGAUCUUUGGGAGAAGAAUCUGAAGUAAGCUCUGAUCAUAACAUUAUUAAAGGUGGUGAUAAAUUGGCUCUCACGCCUUUGCAUUCUAGCGAGCGUUCAAACGCGAAGACGGAAGGAGAGAGUGGUGAGGUCGGCGGUAUCGAGAAAGGGAAGCCCGCGGAGAGUAGCAGUAAGAGACAGAGACGUGUGGGCAGAGUGGACAGCGGGAGCUGGAGUGAGACGGAAAGUUUAUCCGCUUCUGAACAAUCGUUGAGGCUGUGGAUGACCUCACACGCUGAGGAGGUCAAAAGACGCGCCCACACGACGAGACAUGACAGCACUUCAGGCCUGCCGUUUGAUUCUCAAGCCCAUGUUAUGGGUAGCCUUGUUGACGAUGAUGUACAUAAUUUCUCUCCGGACGAUAUAAGUAGGAGAUCUUCUCAGAGCAAAGUUAGUGACGUCGGUGUGGUGUGUGGACAUCAGGUGGCCAAUAGUGUUUUACCGCGGCGUCGCCGGAGCCUCGUUCUCGAAGGUGAAGGUCAAGUUGUUUCAAAGAACUCGAUUCUCGGAGUGCCGUCACAUGACCCUUUUGUUGACAAUAUGGCGCACAUUAGCAGACGCCAGAGUGUUGCUCAACUGGAAUCAGCACAAGGCUGCAGCAGCAACAAUAGCAAUGCCAACAACAACAACAACAGCAUCAGCAGCAGCAACAACAACAAAAACAACAACAACAACAACAACAGCAGCAGUGAAAGCCCCAGAAGACUGAGUUUGGGCGACAUAUCCAACAGACGUAAGUGGAGUGUCUCCUCCGAAGUGGACGUACAAAUAAACCGUGUAGAUUCGUCCUUCACCUUGAGGAAACCCAGCAGCUCCUCCCGAUUUGUAGAACGCGGUACGCCCUGCGAGAGUCUGGGAGAUUCCGUCGGUUCUCCGCCGCCCUGGGGUGUUCGCUCCGGUAACCAUGUCAACGGCGUCGGUGACGACGUGGCAGAGAUCUCCCGGCUCAGCCGGAAGUCAAGCUCGUCGAUGCGAGUCCGUGAUUGGUGCCUCGCCGGGACGGGCGGUCACGUGACAGAGACGUCACAGCGCUACGUCAGACACUCAUCUUCUCUGCCUUCUAUAAUGAGUGUUGUCUCACGACACCCAAAACUCUCUGAGACCAACCCGCUCACAGCUCAGAAACAUAAGCAGAGACUACUACAACAACUACACCAGCAACAACAACAACAACAUCACCACCAGCAACAGCAGCAGCAGCAACUACAACUACAGCACCAAUGGACACCGCCGCCGCAGCUCCUGAAGGGUAGACGUCGCUCCAGUCUAUCCAACUGGUCCUUGGAACAGCGCGGCGGGACAACAUGGCGACUCGGGAGGCGGGGCUUAGACUCCUACGUCACUUCCGACAGGCGCAAGUUUCUGCGUAAAACUCUGUCUCAGGGAGACUUUUCCAAGAUGUUGCCCGUCAAGUCCUUCAUGGUGAGAGGUUUCUCGUUCAAUUAUACAAUACAUCCCGCCUCUGUAAAGACCAAAAAGUGUUGAUAGGGGCGUUAAACCCAUACACUCAAAUAUAUACACCUCCGUCUCUUAGUUCACAUAAAUGUGUUGACAGGGGCGUUAAGAUCAUACACGUACUUACUUUUAUAUACAUACAUAGCGUUUCUUGAUAACCUAAUAGUAUUGAUAGGGGCUAUUAAUUCAUACGUGUACUCGUCUUAUUUAUACAAUGCAUUCUGCCUCUGAAAUAACCUAAAAGUCUUGAUAUGAGCAUUAAACCCACAUUAUUACACGUACGUGCUUACUUACACAAAACACUGGAAUGUGGGACGAUAAAGGCCCACUAGGUUGUCUCUUUGCGUUGUUCUUGUGUGA